AUGGCGGCAUUCGAGAUCGAGCUGAGAAACCGGAACGCAGAGGGCCGACCUGGAGGAGCAGGGAAUGGCCAUGCUGGCAAUGGUAGGCCACAACGUCAGAACGCGGCUACAGUCGAAGGAAAUGCACAGAACGUGCAGAACCCUAACCUCGGCAACAACCAGAAUGGUGGAGGUCCGAACGACAACCAAGACGAGAAUUAUCUAAAUGAUGAGGAGGCUAAUGAUAGCCCAUUCACUAAAAGGCUCAUGAACUUGGCUAUACCGCCGAGAUUCAAGAGCACCAGGAUACCUCCAUACGACGGAAGUCAGGACCUAGAAGCCCAUUUAGAGGCUUUCAAGACCGAGAUGUUGUUCAACGGGAUCACUCCUAUUAAGGCCAGAAUCUUCACGACGACAUUGACUGGUCAGGCGAUGACUUGGAUAACCAGGCUUCCUAGGAACUCAAUCGACUCGUUUGAGGACCUAGCCCGGACUUUUCGAUUGAACUUUGCAACAAGUAAGGCGCAUCCAAUGCCGACCUAUGCUCUGGGAAGAAUCCGGCAGAAGGAGAAUGAAUCGCUGAGGAAAUACCUCGACAGGUUCAAGGAUGCCGCCCUCAAGGUUCGGGGCUUAACUGAAGCAGUGCACCUCCACUUAAUCAUCUCGGGAUUAGAUGGCGACUCUUCACUUGCGAUGUCCAUCUAUAAGAACCCGGUGAACGAUCUGGAAGAGUUCCGACAAAGGUCGGAUAAAUACAUUGACGUGGAAGACAUGCAAAAGGUCUACGUCGAAUCUCGAGGGCGAAGUCCGACAUGUCGGAGCCCGAGUAAGAAAAACAACAAAGACCGAGACCAGAGGGGAUCCAAAAAAGCGAAGGAUACUCGCGAUAGAAGGUCGAAAGAUCGAUCUCCAAGGAGGAAAUAUGACAAUUAUACACCUUUGAACAUGUCCAGAUCCAGGAUAUGGAAAGAGGUGGCUCAGACCGAGAUGCGCAAUGUCGAGAGACCUCGACCCCUCAAAGCCAAGAGUGGGCUGGACAGAAACAAAUAUUGCGCCUUCUAUGAUCAAAACGGUAACAUCACGGAUGACUGCUGGGACCUCCGAGAUGCAAUUGAAAAACACGUCAGAGAGGGGAAGUUGAAGCAAUAUAUCAUCCGAACCCAGGGCAAGAAGAAUAAUAAGCGAAGGCAAAGAAGCCGGAGCCGAAGUUGA
This is a messenger RNA of Gastrolobium bilobum, 1191 nucleotides long. RefSeq lists its product as uncharacterized. The transcript is spliced from 2 exons. Lineage: Eukaryota; Viridiplantae; Streptophyta; Magnoliopsida; Fabales; Fabaceae. The record is from RefSeq and is a predicted model, not a curated record. The coding region runs from base 1 to 1191 and encodes 396 amino acids.